GACCCGGUCCGACAUGGUGUCGCCUCCUCCUGGGGCGGCGGCGGCGGCGGCGGCGGCGGCUCGGGCUUGGCUCUGCGUCGGGCCGGCUCCGCGGCCGCUCAUGGGCAGCCAGGGCGGCUUAGGGCCCCCCGGGAACGGCGGGCCUGGCGAGGGCGAGAGCGGGGAGACGAGGAAACUGCAGGAAGGGAGAGCCGCGAGGGGAAAGCGGAGGAAAGGGAAGGGGAAGGGGAAAGCAGGAGCAGGGCAAGGCGGAAGAGGAAGCGGGGCGGAAGGGAAGCCGCAGCCGCCACAGGCGAAGGAGGCAGCGGGGCUGGGGGCCGAGGCGGGAGAGAGGGCAGGCCUGGGAAAGGUAGGAGAGGGAGGCGGAAGCGUAGAGGAAGGGGCGAGAAGGAUCGUCAGGGGAGAUGAGGGGAGCGCAGGGGCGCGGAAGGAGGCCAAAGGAAGAUAUGAUGGGAAGAAGGAGGAGUGGAGGGUCAGAACUGGACAGCGGGAGGAGGCCAGGCCGGCGAGAGCACAGGGACGAGGGUGUCAGGCUUGGGGCCGCCUCGCUGGGACAGGGGCGGCCAUGGCGGCGGCGGCUGAGGAAGAGGCGGGAGCCCGGGAGCCUGCCGGCCGCCCCGCCGCGGGGCCCGCGCUCCUGCGCCUGCCGGAGGAGCUGCUGCUGCUCAUCUGUUCCUACCUGGACAUGCAGGCCCUCGGCCGCCUGGCUCAGGUGUGCCGCUGGCUGCGGCGCUUCACCAACUGCGACCUGCUCUGGCGCCGGAUAGCCCGGGCCUCGCUCAACUCCGGCUUCACGCGUCUCGGCACCGACCUGAUGGCCAGUGUACCAGUGAAGGAACGGGUGAAGGUAUCUCAGAACUGGAGGUUGGGGCGCUGCCGAGAGGGGAUUCUGCUGAAGUGGAAAUGCAGUCAGAUGCCCUGGAUGCAGCUAGAGGGUGAUUCUCUGUACAUAUCCCAGGCUAAUUUCAUCCUGGCCUAUCAGUUCCGCCCAGAUGGUGCCAGCUUGAACCGGAGGCCCCUGGGAGUCUUUGCUGGGCAUGAUGAGGACGUUUGCCACUUCGUGCUGGCCAACUCGCAUAUUAUCAGUGCAGGAGGAGAUGGGAAGAUUGGCAUUCAUAAGAUUCAUAGCACCUUCACUGUCAAGUACUCAGCCCAUGAACAGGAGGUGAACUGUGUGGAUUGCAAAGGGGGCAUCAUUGUGAGUGGCUCCAGAGACAGGACGGCCAAGGUAUGGCCUUUGGCCUCAGGCCGGCUGGGGCAGUGCUUACACACCAUCCAGACUGAAGACCGAGUCUGGUCCAUUGCUAUCAGCCCAUUGCACAGCUCCUUUGUGACAGGGACAGCCUGUUGUGGGCACUUCUCACCCCUAAGAAUCUGGGACCUCAACAGUGGACAGCUGAUGACGCACCUGGGCGGUGACUUUCCCCCAGGGGCGGGGGUGCUGGACGUCAUGUACGAGUCCCCUUCCACACUCCUGUCCUGUGGUUACGACACCUACGUUCGCUACUGGGACCUCCGAGCCAGUGUCCGGAAGUGUGUCAUGGAGUGGGAAGAGCCCCACGACAGCACGCUGUACUGCCUGCAGACAGACGGGAACCACCUGCUGGCCACUGGCUCCUCCUACUACGGUGUGGUGCGACUGUGGGACCGGCGCCAAAGGGCCUGCCUACACGCCUUCCCUCUGACGUCGACGCCCCUCAGCAGUCCUGUGUACUGCCUGCGCUUCACCACCAGGCAUCUCUACGCUGCGCUGUCUUACAACCUCCAUGGCCUGGACUUUCAAACGCCGUGACCGGGCCACCCCAGCCUGUGGGCCAGAGAAGCCAGCUACUCAGGGACCUCUGCUGUCUGCAGGGUGCAGUGAUACCUCCUCCCCGGCCCCGCCUGUGUUCCUAGACCUGUGACCAUGGUAAUCAGGCACCGUAAGAUAAAGGCUGCUGACUCCUGGGCACUGAGGUUACCCAGGGGUGCAAUCCCUCUCAGGAACCAGGUGGAAGGAAGGGACCUGCUGCUGCUCAGCUGAGCUUAGCCGGGCCUCGCUUCCCUGUUGGCCAGAGCAAGGAUCUGGCCGGGGGAGAGAGGCCCACCCCUUCUUAGAGCCGGGCCAGCUCACCACAAGAGUGAGGUGAGAUGCUCCAGCCUUCCCAGUUGGGCCCUUCCUGCCCCUUCCCUGGAAGGAGAGGGGAGGCUGCCAAUACUCUGUGACACCAGCCUCCACCUCAGUCAGACCCCACCUUUGACCAAGCUCUAGGGCUGGGGACUCACUCCUGGGGUACUGUGUGGCCUGGUCUUGCUUUGAAACCAAGAAAGGACAAAGGGAACCCUGAAAUUUUGAAUGAGUUCUGAGCCAGUCCAACCUCAGGCUAGCUGUGGAGACAUGCUAAAAUGUUCAUUUUGUAGAAAUAAAGCUUGACUGUUCACA
This is a messenger RNA of Lagenorhynchus albirostris (white-beaked dolphin), 2422 nucleotides long. It is a transcript of the gene FBXW4, whose product is annotated as F-box and WD repeat domain containing 4. The record is from RefSeq and is a predicted model, not a curated record. Gene Ontology annotation, biological process: SCF-dependent proteasomal ubiquitin-dependent protein catabolic process. The coding region runs from base 14 to 1792 and encodes 592 amino acids. The transcript has 9 exons. Gene Ontology annotation, cellular component: SCF ubiquitin ligase complex. NCBI's taxonomy places the organism in Eukaryota, Metazoa, Chordata, Mammalia, Artiodactyla, Delphinidae. Gene Ontology annotation, molecular function: protein binding.